UCUGUCCCUGGGAGAGCCUCGUCGCUGUCCUGUCGCCUUCGCCGGCACCACUGACCCCUACAAGUCCCCAUCAUGCGCGAGUGCAUCUCUGUCCACAUUGGCCAGGCUGGUGUCCAGAUUGGCAACGCCUGCUGGGAGCUCUACUGCCUGAAACAUGGCAUUCAGCCCGACGGCCAGAUGCCAGGUGACCUGACCUUUGGGAGAGGAGAUCACUCCUUCAACACCUUCUUCAGUGAGACUGGUGCUGGCAAACACGUGCCCAGGACCGUGUUUGUAGACCUGGAACCCACAGUCAUUGAUGAAGUGCGCAGUGGUACCUAA
Fukomys damarensis (Damara mole-rat) is the source of this 321-nucleotide messenger RNA. Its product is annotated as tubulin alpha chain-like. The transcript is spliced from 3 exons. The record is from RefSeq and is a predicted model, not a curated record. Gene Ontology annotation, biological process: mitotic cell cycle; microtubule cytoskeleton organization. NCBI's taxonomy places the organism in Eukaryota, Metazoa, Chordata, Mammalia, Rodentia, Bathyergidae. Gene Ontology annotation, molecular function: structural constituent of cytoskeleton; GTP binding. Gene Ontology annotation, cellular component: cytoplasm; microtubule. The coding region runs from base 73 to 321 and encodes 82 amino acids.